GCCAAUGAUAUAUAUUAACUAGAUAUCUAACUCGAGCCGCGGUUGUGAGGCAAAUUUGUUUAUUGGAAGCCAUCUUGAAUACUGGCAAAACACGCAAAAAAAAAUUUAUAAUAUUUUUUAAAAAUUUACUUUUAUUACUAAAGAAAUGAUUAUAUCGUGCUCUACUUAUGGUUGUGUGAACCGAUUUAAUAAAGGUGUUGCGAUAUCGUUUCAUAAAUUCCCUUUAAAUAAUAGCGAGCUAUGCCAAAAAUGGGUUGUGGCAACAAAACGUGAUUCAUUUGUUCCUACAAAAUAUAGUUAUAUAUGUAGUGUUCACUUUCAUAAAGAAGAUUACAAUUAUGAAAAUGCAAAUAAACCUCGUUUAAAAGCAAAUGUUGCACCAUCUAUCUUUAAUUUCCCGGCGAAAAUGCAUUCUAAAAAGCCCAUCAAAAGAAAAUAUGUUUCCAGGAAUGUGACUGAGACAUUCGAAACUAUUAAUGAAAAAAAGAUAUCUCUUUCGUUGCCAUGUUCCUCUAAGAAUCAUAUUUUAACUAGUGUAGAUUUUACUAUUGAAAAACCAAAUAAUAAAGUCAACUCUCCAUCUAAAGUCAAGCUUAAAAGAAAAAUUAAGACUCUUAAACAAAAGCUUAGAAGGAAAGAAUUGAAAAUAAAUACAAUGACAGAAAUUAUUAAAAAACUUAAGAAUGACAAGCUUAUAUCAGCUGAUACAGCUCAAUUUCUUGAUAAUAGCUUUUCUGGUCUUGAUUGUGAUUAAAUCUGAACUAGUCAAUAAAUGCAAAGAUCCUAGAGGUCCUAUAAGUUCUUUAUCGAAUUGGUCCUCAUAUAUUGAUUGUUCACCUGGAUUUUUUAAAGAUAUUUUUUCUUACUUACAACAAAAGGGAUUAGAUGUUACGUAUAAAGAUUGUGGAUUGAUCUUUGAUUCUAUGCAUAUAAAAUCAAGUCUUGUUUAUAAUCCAAGUAAUGGUAACUAUGAAGGUUUUUCAGAUUAUGGAAACAAUAUGUCUGCUUUUGAUCCAAAUAGUAUAGCUACUGAGGCUCUUGUCUUUAUGCUUGUUGGACUUCGAGGGCAUUGGAAAUGUCCUAUCGGUUAUGUUUUAUGUGAAAAGAUUUCAACAACAAACUUGGUUUGUCUUAUAACUAACGCAGUUAAUUUAUGUGUUCAACAUGGUAUAGAUGUUCACAGCGUAACUUGUGAGGGUGUUUUUUCUAAUUUUAGUGCCAUGAAAAGUCUUGGCUGUUCGUUUGAUAAAGCUAAAAAUAUGAAAACUUUUUUUAAUAUUGAGUCUUAUAAUAAAAGUAUUUAUUUUGUUCCUGAUCCUUGCCAUAUGCUAAAACUUGCACGAAACACGCUAUGUGAUCUUGGUGUAUUUAUUGAUAGUCAAAAAAGAUUUGUAAAGUGGGAGCACAUCACAAUUCUGCAAAAUUUGCAAGAAGACAUUGGACUAAAGUUUGCUAAUAAGUUAGGAAAUAGCCAUAUUAAUUUUCAUAGGCAUAAAAUGAAUGUAAAAAACACUAAGUAAUUCUGUAGCAGAUGCUAUUGAAUUUUUAAUGCUAUCUGGUCAUCCCUCUUUUCAUGAUGCUCAAGGAACAUUAGAUUUUAUAAGAACAACUAAUCAACUUUUUGAUUUACUUAAUUCAAGAAGUUCAUUUGGCAAAGGUUUGAAAAAACCCUUAUUUCUUAAUGACAAAAUCCAUUGGUUUAGUGUUAUUGAAAAAACAAUUAAAUAUCUGGCCAGCCUAACUGAUAAAGAUGGGACUAAAAUUCUUAAACAUAGAAGAAAAACGUUUGCUAUUGGUUUCAUUGUCGCUGCAACUAGUAUCCAAAAUAUGUCUAUAAAUUUACUAUCAAGAUCCGAAUGUUCAUUCAAAUAUGUGUUGACCUAUAAAGUGUCUCAAGAUCACUUAGAACUGUUGUUUGUUGUGGAGCUUCCAACUGAACGUGUGCGUGAGUGUCAGCGUAGUCAUUAGGUUAUUAUUAACAGUUAAUAUAUUGUUUACUGGUAAUAGUGUAUUUAAUUAAUACCUCCUCAAUCUAAUCCAUGUCCAGUUUUUUCAAAGUAUGUCAGAAAUAGCAGCAUCUUCUUAAGGUAGUUAACUUAUUUUUAAAACUAUAACUUUAAAGUAACAUCAACUACUUUAAGUUUACAAUUAUAAAAAUAACGUCCAGAUAAAGUAAUUAAAUUCAAUUUUAGAUAAAGUAAUUCAAAACAACAUUACUUCUUCUUUAACAUUAACUAUACUAUUAAGAUUAUUUUGUUUCAUUUUUAAUAAAUAAACAGGUCAGGUAGUAUAUAGUUUCUUGUAAAACCAAGUCAAAGCUUUAUCGCUUAUUUACGAUGUUUUGCCAGUAUUCAAUAUGGCUUCCGCCGAAAAAAAUUGCCUCAUACUAUAUCAAGGAAUUUUUACGGAGUUAGAUAUCUAUGUAUAUAUAUAUCAUUGGUUCACGCCUCUUUCCUUACCGCGAUGCAAAAAUAUGUCGAAGUCUUGUUUCGAACCUGGAUCUCCUGCUUAUAAAGCAAGCGCUGUUACCACAGCACCACGGCCGUAUUAGGACCUCCUCCACCUCAUUUAUUAGGUUGGGACUAAAAUUUCCACCCUUCUUUUAUUUCCACCUCUCCUUAUAUUAAUUAUGUAAGAUGAAAUUCUUUAUUUAGUAAAAUUUUAACAGUUUUUUACAAAAAAUUGUUAUGUACGUAGACAUUCCUAUACUAUAGACGUUGUACUUACAACAUUUUUAUCCGUAUUUUGCCCCAGAUUUAAGAAAUGAAUUAGUCAGACAGUGUUAAGAUAUAUUUGCUAUUCGAAUUUAAUAGUUCGUUAAAAGUCAGUGAAACCGAUUACUAAGAAUUAGGAAUUGAAAAUGAGUCAGAAGUUAAUAUCAAAAUUUUAAUUUA
This is a messenger RNA of Hydra vulgaris (swiftwater hydra), 2894 nucleotides long. The record is from RefSeq and is a predicted model, not a curated record. NCBI's taxonomy places the organism in Eukaryota, Metazoa, Cnidaria, Hydrozoa, Anthoathecata, Hydridae.